Messenger RNA from Indicator indicator, 1602 nucleotides. Its product is annotated as epoxide hydrolase 1-like. Gene Ontology annotation, molecular function: epoxide hydrolase activity. Gene Ontology annotation, biological process: epoxide metabolic process; arachidonate metabolic process. Bases 16 to 1476 code for a protein of 486 amino acids. The record is from RefSeq and is a predicted model, not a curated record. The transcript has 10 exons. Lineage: Eukaryota; Metazoa; Chordata; Aves; Piciformes; Indicatoridae.
AGAGGAGGCACAGGCAUGUGGCAGGAAAUCCUUCCAAACACCUGGGAGAAUGUCUUGUCCCAGAUCAGAUCUUUUGAAUACUCUCAGAAGAAUGCAGUCCUGGUCCCUGUGGCUGCCCUGGCGGUUGGAGGUAUCCUGAUUUACUGGCUGAGGUCUAGACACAAGGUCAAGACUAUUGAAAUGGGCGAUGGAUGGUGGGGCUCAGGUGAAAGACCCCUAAAAGGAAAAGAAGAUGAAAGUAUCCGUCCCUUCAAGAUUGAAACAUCUGACAAAGAGAUCGAGGACCUGCACCGUCGCCUGGAGCAGGCCCGCUAUGCACAGCCGCUGGAAGGAGCUGUCUUCGAUUACGGCUUCAACUCCGACUACCUGCGGAAGGUGGUGGCCUACUGGAGGAACCAGUUCGACUGGCGCAAGCAAGUGGAAGUCCUGAACAAAUAUCCCCAUUUCAAAACCACCAUUGAAGGGAUUGAUAUCCAUUUUAUCCAUGUGAAGCCCUCCUACAUCCCUCAUGGCCAAGCCGUUAAGCCUCUGCUGAUGGUCCAUGGCUGGCCUGGCUCCUUCUACGAGUUCUACAAGAUCAUCCCUCUGCUCACAGAGCCAGCUAGGCAUGGUCUGAAUGAAGGUGAUGUGGUAUUUGAGGUCAUCUGCCCAUCCAUCCCAGGCUAUGGCUUCUCAGAGGCACCACACCAGAAAGGCUUUGACUCCAUAGCAACUGCUCGAAUAUUUCAUAAGCUGAUGAACAGACUGGGGUUCAAGGAAUACUACCUACAGGGAGGAGACUGGGGAUCUCGAAUUACCACAAACAUGGCCCAAAUGCUGCCACAAGCUGUGAAAGGGCUUCACCUGAACCUCAUCUUCUUUGGCGCUGGAAAUUUUAGAAGUAUUCUUUCUGUAAUGUUUGGGGCUUAUGUACCAUGGCUUGUAGGCUUCACUAGGGAAGAUGUUCGACGUAUGUACCCUUUUAUCCAGAAGAAUUUUUAUCAAAUUCUGCAAGAGUCUGGAUACUUACACAUCCAAGCCACCAAACCAGACACUGCAGGCUGUGGACUGAAUGACUCUCCUGUGGGACUUGCUGCAUAUAUCUUGGAGAAAUUCUCUACCUGGACAGAUAAAUCAUUUCGGCAUAAAGAGAAUGGAGGCUUGGAAAGCAAAUACACUCUUGAUGAGCUUUUGACUAAUGUGAUGAUAUAUUGGGUGACAGCCUCCAUUGUGUCCUCCAUGCGAUACUACAAGGAGAACAUCUCCAAGGACCCUAGUCUAACUAGUGAUGCCAGGGUUGGAGUACACGUUCCAACAGGGAUUGCAGCUUUUCCUCAGGAGAUAGUGCACGUACCACCUGUCUGGGCAAAGCAGAUCUUCAGAAACAUCGUCACUUACUCUUAUAUGCCACAUGGGGGGCAUUUUGCUGCUUUUGAGGAACCAAGGCUUCUGGCAGAAGACAUCAUUCACUUUGUCAGAAAGGUGGAAAAGCUGUGAACCUGUGGUUUAGAUACACAGAGGAUGGAAGCAAGUUGUUCUGACACCAGCAGAACCUUUAAAGGAUUAAAUAAAUCCAAUGUAAUCACAUUGUAAUCAAAAUAAAACAGCAUUUUAUUUUGAUGA